CUGCUGUCUAUCUCUCUGCGUAUUCGUGCCGGUUCUAUUUUGUUUUGGUCCAGGAACGGAUUUAUAUUUGAACUUUUUUAUGUCUUUGGGGUUGUAUCAAUGACAAUUACAUAUAUGAUGUUUUAAUAAACUGUUUGAAUUGAGACCGAAAUAAUGCGCGACUUUUCGAAUUUGUAAAUGUCAUAGUUUAGAAAUGUUUUGUGGCUUUAAUACCUUUCAACCAACGUUGAAAAAAAUAAAUGUUAAUACUCUACGGCUGUUUGAAAAUUUUCCUGGAAUUAGUAACAGCUUCAAGCCCAAUGUAUUUGAGGAUGAUAAUUAUUCACAAUGGGUUGACAAAGGACUCUUUCAACCUAGGAAGAAUGGCCAGAUUUAUUCUAUACUACUUCCUCCUCCCAAUGUUACAGGCACUCUUCAUAUUGGCCAUGCCUUAACUAUUUCUGUGCAAGACACAAUGGCUAGAUGGAAUCGAAUGUGUCAGAAUGAAGUUGUUUGGACUCCUGGUGUUGAUCAUGCUGGUAUAGCAACUCAGGUUAUUGUUGAAAAAUUUCUUAUGAAGCAGGGGAUUUCGAGGUUUGACAUUGGCAGAACUAAGUUUGUGGAAGAAGUUUGGAAGUGGAAAAGUGAUAAGUCUAAAGUUAUCAAUCUACAAAUCAAGAAACUUGGAGCUUCUGUCGAUUGGGAACGAGAAUUUUUUACUCUAGAUAAGAAACAUAGGGAUGCAGUAAAUUUUGCUCUUAUCCAGUUGUUUAAAAAAGAAUUAAUUUAUAGAGAAGAAUCUCUGAUUAAUUGGUCACCUCACCUAAGAUCUGUAGUAUCUGAUAUUGAAGUUGAUUAUAUUGACAUCGAUGGACCAACUGCUUUAUCUCUGCCUGGUUAUUCAAAACCUAUUACAUUUGGAAAUUUGAUUGAUUUUAGUUACAGAAUUGUUGGAUCAGCAGACAAAGAAAUAGUUGUAUCUACAACAAGAAUUGAGACAAUGUUUGGAGAUGUGGCUAUUGCUGUUAACCCUAAUGAUAAUAGAUACAAACCUUACUGGGGGUGCAAAUUUCAUCAUCCAUUUAAUGGAACAGAAAUUCCCCUAGUUUUAGAUCACAGGGUUGAUCCUACAUUUGGUACUGGUGCUGUUAAAAUUACUCCGGCUCAUGACCCAACUGAUUUCCAAAUUAGUAAAAGCCAUAGUUUACCAAAGCGAUCUGUCAUAAAUGAAGAAGGUGUACUUGAAAAUUGUGGUGGGUUUUCUGGCAUGUUGCGAUUUGAUGCACGUGAAUCCAUUUGUUCUGAACUGGCAAAUCUUGGUUUACUGAAGCACAUUCGACCUCAUAAAAUGAAGAUUCCUAUUUGUAGUCGAAGUGGUGAUGUUCUUGAAUAUUUGAUAAAACCACAAUGGUUUAUUAAGUGUAAAGAAAUGGCAAAAAAGGCUAUAGUUGCUGUGGAAGAAAGAAAAUUGAUAAUAAAACCUGAAAAUUACCAAGAGAACUGGUUUAAUUGGCUAAAAAAUAUACAGGAUUGGUGUAUUUCAAGACAACUUUGGUGGGGCCAUCAACUGCCUUUUUAUUACUGUGAAGGAAGCAAUGAUAAUGUAUGGAUAGCUGCUGAAAAUGAAGAAGAAGCUUUAAAAAAAUCGAAAUAUUAUGUAUCAGGACCUGUAAUUGCCCAUAGAGAUCCUGAUGUUUUAGACACAUGGUUUUCUUCUGGAAUAUUACCUUUUGCAUGCUUUGGAUGGCCUGAUAAGACUGAACAAUAUAAAAAAUAUUAUCCUCUUAACACUUUAAUAACAGGAAAUGAUAUACUAUUUUUUUGGGUAGCCAGAAUGGUUAUGCUGGGAUUAGAAUUGACAAAUCAAUUGCCAUUUAAGGAGGUGUUUCUUCAUGGAAUUAUAUGUGAUUCACAAGGAAGAAAGAUGUCGAAAAGUUUGGGAAAUGUAAUAGCUCCAGAAGAUGUUAUAAAUGGGAAAAGUCUUAAGGAACUUCAUUGUACGAUUGAAAAUAGUUUGCUAAGUAGUGAAGAAAAACAAAAGGCUUAUACAUCCUUAAGAAAUCUUUAUCCAGAAGGAAUAUCUGAAUGUGGUGUUGAUGCUUUACGGUUUACUUUACUUUCUAAUAAUAUUAAAAGCCAGUACAUUAACUUCGACCUAAAGCAGUGUAUUAGAAAUAAACAUUUUUGCAAUAAAAUAUGGCAAGCAUGUUAUUUUGCUAAUUUGUGGCUAAAAAAAAUGAACUUAACUUCUGAAUUUCUCAUGCUUGAUUUAUGUGAGAAUCAUCAACCUUGUACAUUGAUGGAAAAAUGGAUCUUGGCUAAGCUAAAUUACUCAAUUUAUGUAGUGAAUGAAGGAAUUAAAAAUGGUGAUUUUCAUCUAUCUACAUCUUCACUAAGAAAUUUUAUUCACUUAGAAUUAUGUGAUAUUUAUAUUGAAUACAUUAAACCAACACUCCAAAAAGGUUCAAGUGCUGAAUCUAGAAGUGCCUUGCAGACUCUUGUUUACACUUUGGUUACCAGCUUGAAGUGUAUGUCACCAUUUAUGCCAUUUUUGACUGAACAUCUUUACCAAAGUUUGCCAAUUAAAAAAAAUGGUUUUAUUAUGGAAACUUCAUACCCUUCAUAUAAUGAAAAUUUUCAGAAAACACAUAAGGAAUUGCUUGAAAGGGUUUCAUCCAUUUUAAUGGUUAUAAAUGAAAUUCGAAGAAUCAAACACAGAAUAGGAAUAAAUCAUCAACAAGUCUCUGUUUGCAUUGUUGAACAUUCCAUUGAACUUCAAAAUUUCAAAGAUGUAAUAGAAACAUUAGCUAAAUGCAAAAUCAAUUUUGGCACACCAAAUAUAGAAAUAAAUAGCUGGAUUGAAGAAAAUGUAUCAGGUUUUACAACAUACUUUCAACAGGAUGUUUAUAAAAGUAAAGUGAUGGACAGAGCUGCACUAUCCGAUAGAAGAAAUAAAUUACAAAUAAAACUAAAUAAACUUCUAGACAUUUCUAAAAAUGAAGGUUACCAAAAAAAUGCUCCUUUAAAAGUAAAAAAAUCACAUUGUGAUCAGAUUGAAUCAUUGAAAAAAGAAAUAGAAAAGUUGGAAGUAAACAACUAAACUGUCUGUAAUUAUUAGAAGGUUCUUUAAAGUAUAAAUCCCGAUAUGGAAAAAAUAUAUAUGAAUAGUAAAUGUUAUAACUGACUGAAAAAUGAUUUUAGAUUUAUUCAUAUCCAAGUCUCUGUAUUUAUUUUUGUUAAUAAUUAUAUGUUUUAUUGUAAUAUAUGUAAAAAAAAUUACUAGAAUUUUAGUAGUCUUAUUGUGUCUGUAUUUUAGCUGUUGACAUUACAACUGUCCAAAAAAGUAAUGUUCUAACUUUUUUGGUCAGGUAUUGAGUUGGUGAAAAUUUGGUUCCUAAAGUAUCGCCAUAUACAAUCUGAAAAUUAUAUCCUCUGAGAGAUUUUUUGCUAAUUUAGAAAAUUAUUACAUUCACAUACUCAUAUAUGAAACACAUAUUAGAUGAAAGUAUUGUGUUCAUUAGAAAUUUCAAAUGGAGAUAUACAGUGAAAAAAUGAAUAGGGAUAUUGUUCGUUAUGUAUGAUUUAUUUUCCCUAG
Messenger RNA from Nezara viridula (southern green stink bug), 3574 nucleotides. NCBI's taxonomy places the organism in Eukaryota, Metazoa, Arthropoda, Insecta, Hemiptera, Pentatomidae. The record is from the annotation of a GenBank genome assembly.